UUGUACGGGAACACACCUAAAGGACUCAAUCCAACGCUUUACGCUGCAGAAGAUUUGGUACUUCAACUCGACGACAACACAUUCAACGAUACGAUUUUCUGUGUGGGCGAAAAGUGCACAUCCUACUUAGUUGAGUUCUACUCGGACUGGUGCGGACAUUGCCGAUCAUUCGCACCAUUGUAUAAGGCUCUGGCCAACGAUGUACGGGGAUGGCAAGAUGUCGUUAAAAUAGCUGCAAUCAACUGUGCUGAUUCUGUGGUUAUGGAUGACUAUGCUGUUAAUCGUUUCAGCGACUGGCCGAUGUUUGAUUAUCUAGGAGAUGUUGUUACUUACGGCGAACUUUGGGAGGGAGCCCCUCCAAGCACUCAGUACAUGGCUAUUAUUUUUGAAAAUCAUCAAUCAAGCCUGACAGGGGCUCAGGGUUUCUUUUAUGGAAGAAUAGUUUCUAAUUACGGUGUGAUUUGGCAUAUCUGUAGGCUUCGAAGGCUUCUUUUGGCUGAAUUGGAGAACUUCCUCAAGGAUCCUUCGGAACAGUCGGUACAGUUCCAUAGCCGCAAAAACAGAACCAAUCCAUGUGACGCUGAUCCAGAAAAAUGUCGCGCUCUCUACUACGUCUCUGAGGUGGAUAUGCUCAAAGCAAUACGAUAUGCUUUGUUUCGAGAAACGUCGCGAACAAAUGCCCCUCUUGCCGGAUCUAAUCUCACAGCCCUCCAUGCAUUUGUCAACCUUCUGGCUGAUUACUUCCCCGUCUCCACUUCUUAUGGAAACGAUACUGCCCUGGAUCGCUCGACUCGAGCUGUCAAAGUGUUUGCACGUCUUCGAGAUUAUCUCGAAAAUCGCGGACUGGACAGUACAAUCACACCUGAGGAAUGGCAAAGAGAAUUUAUAGCAGCUGAGGAAUCUGCUGGAAAUCCAUUUACAAUAAACUCUGAUUGGGAACAUUGCAAAGGUUCCAGUGGACAAUAUCGAGGAUACACUUGUGGAUUAUGGGUUACAUUCCACACGUUGACUGUUUCCGCGUACAAACAGGCGGAGGAGCAUUGUGAGUAUUUUGGCUACUUGAAACGAUAUCUAAUAUUCAAAAUUCAUGACAGACUUCAAGCCACUAGCUCCUCUGCAAGCAAUUCGAGCCUGGAUCACAUCGUCAAAAAUCCAGAAGAUGUUGUUAUGUAUCUGUGGCGAGCUCACAACAUCGUGAAUGCUCGACUUCACGGUCGUGACACUGAGGAUCCACAAUUUCCAAAAGUGCAGUUCCCUGCAAAAUUUUUGUGCUCAAACUGUACCACCACUGGUUCGCUUACGGAUAAGCAAACGCGAGACUUUUUGAUUGACUACUACUCUCAGAUCAAACCAUUCCAAACACCCAAAUUCUUAUUGAAAUAAAA
Strongylus vulgaris is the source of this 1385-nucleotide messenger RNA. NCBI's taxonomy places the organism in Eukaryota, Metazoa, Nematoda, Chromadorea, Rhabditida, Strongylidae. The record is from the annotation of a GenBank genome assembly.